This is a messenger RNA of Scomber japonicus (chub mackerel), 1053 nucleotides long. RefSeq names its product leucine rich melanocyte differentiation associated (gene lrmda). Lineage: Eukaryota; Metazoa; Chordata; Actinopteri; Scombriformes; Scombridae. Bases 198 to 899 code for a protein of 233 amino acids. The record is from RefSeq and is a predicted model, not a curated record. The transcript is spliced from 7 exons. Gene Ontology annotation, molecular function: protein binding. Gene Ontology annotation, biological process: melanocyte differentiation.
GGCACGCGGAAACUGUAAAGUCAAUUGCAAAGCGCCAUUAGAUCUGCAAAGUUAGCCGGGCUACAUCCACAGACAUCACCAUCUAAUGUUUUACACAGCGGGUUUGUUACGCGAGACGGACUUUGGAUAUAAACUCCAAUAAUUUUCCAGAAAACACCAAGUCACCGUGCUGUCACUCGCCCACUAAAGAGAAAGUUAUGGCAAGCAACGAGUCGCUGGUCGCAUUGAAUGGGACUCAAAUUUCCUACAUUGGACAUGACUGUAAAUACAUUCCAGACUUCCUUGGGGACUCAUAUGGCCAGUUUGCAAGAAGGCUGGAUUUGAGCUUCAACCAGAUCAGGUCACUGGCAGGCCUCAAAAUGUUCACCGAGCUAGAAGAGCUGGUCGUCGACAACAAUUUGCUUGGAAAUGACCUCCAGUUGCCCAGGUUACCCAACCUCCACACCCUAACACUUAAUAAGAACCAACUGACUGAUAUCGAGGCCCUGCUGGAGCACUUGGCUGAUGUGACCCCGUCACUGGAGUACCUAAGCCUGCUGGGAAAUGAGGCAUGCCCCAACCAGCUGGUCAGCCCGGAUAAGGAUGAGGACGACUACCAGAGAUACAGGUACUUUGUUCUUCAUAAGCUGCCCCAGCUGAAGUUUCUGGACACAAGGAAAGUAACCAAAAAAGAAGUGAUGGAGGCACAAGCGAGAGGAGCGUUCAUGAAAGUGGUCAAACCCAAGUCAGACACUCCAACCAGUGGGGCAGGGUCUGAGAGUCACCCUCUACCAUACAGUCCUCUACCCCAAGGAUCCAGAGAUGCAAGGAACCACAAAGGAGUAUUCGCCAAAUGUCACUACGUCUACUAUGGCAAGCACUCGGAAGGCAACAGAUUCAUCCGAAAUGACCAACUCUGAUGGACAGCUGGUCACACAAAAAGAGGGACAUGAAUGACAAUGGAUGUGAACAGACAGAUAGAGGAAUAAAUCAAUCCAUUAUUUAUUAAGACCACUGGUGAUACUUCAGUUAAAUUCAAAUAUUUAAACUUUAUCAAAAAAAAUGUUACGGUUA